Molecule: messenger RNA, 915 nt
Organism: Pogona vitticeps (central bearded dragon)
Lineage: Eukaryota; Metazoa; Chordata; Lepidosauria; Squamata; Agamidae
Source: RefSeq, a predicted model, not a curated record
AGAGCGAGGUGGGGGGGAGGGAGAGCCGCCACCGAUUCAGGCAACAAGCUAGAGACUAGACAGGAGGCUCAGGAGCCCCAGUUUUAAGAAGGCGAGAUGGCAACGGAGCCUUGUGGGGUGAUGGGGCAAAACGAGGAUCACCCAGAACUUAUCAAAGAGAGGGAAAUUCCGGCCGAGGAGACACAGAAGCAGACGAACAAGGAGAAACAAGGAGAUGCUGCAGUAAUGGCGAAUCAAGAGGCAGGGAUCAGCACCCCAAAUGGGAUAGAGAAGGAAGAGGGAGGCUCGCUCCACGUCAUCGAAAAGGGUCUCGAUGAGUUUGUAGAUAGCGUGACCGAGGUCGCUCCAUCAGGGCUUCCUGAGAAAUCACCGGAAGAGGCAAAAAACCCUCUUUCCGUAAAGGCACCCAUGAAGGCACCCCGGGCCGAGCAGAUUGCCGAGAAGGUGCUGAGGGCGGAAAAGGUGCCCGAGAAGGCGCCGCAAGCAGAAAAAAUCCCAGGAAGGGAGAAAACGCCGGAGCCAAAAGCAGCCCGAGCCGAAAAGGCCCCAAGGCCCCAAGAGAAGAAGCCGCCUGAGAAAGCCCGUCCAGCUGCACCAGCAGCAGCCAAGCCUGUGAGAAGGAAAACGGAAGCUCGUGGCAAGGACACGGUUCCUUGGGAAGGGUUGACUCUGAACAAGUGUCUCCUCGUGGCCUCCCUCGUGGCCCUUCUCAGCGUGGGCUGCCAGGUGUUCCAAGAGAUUAUUGAAUACAGCGAGAACGUUAUCAAGACCGAGCUGGAAGCGUGGACCUCGGAAAGCGGCGUGGGAGAACUGGAGGAGCGGUGGUUUUACGAGAGGUGGCUGGACUGGUCUGAUGACGAGGAACCUCUGGAGAUGGAGGAGGAGGAGGAGGAGGAGGAGGAGGAAGAGACAUAG